AUGGCCACCGAACUUACCGUACAAUCGGAGCGCGCUUUCCAAAAGCAACCUCACAUCUUCCUUAACUCUAAGUCGAAGACCAAGUCCAGCAAGGUUGGAAAGGGUGGCCGCAGAUGGUACAAGGACGUUGGAUUGGGAUUCAGAACCCCAAAGACCGCCAUUGAGGGAAGCUACAUCGACAAGAAGUGCCCAUUCACCGGUCUCGUUUCUAUCCGUGGUCGUAUCUUGACCGGAACUGUUGUUUCCACCAAGAUGCACCGUACCCUCAUCAUCCGCAGAGAAUACCUCCACUUCAUCCCAAAAUACGCCAGAUAUGAGAAGAGACACAAGAACCUCGCUGCCCACGUUUCCCCAGCUUUCCGUGUUGAGGAGGGUGAUCAAGUCACAGUUGGACAAUGCAGACCAUUGAGCAAGACCGUCCGUUUCAAUGUUCUCCGUGUCCUUCCCCGAACUGGCAAGGCUGUCAAGUCUUUCAGCAAAUUCUAA
Botrytis sinoallii is the source of this 486-nucleotide messenger RNA. RefSeq lists its product as uncharacterized. The record is from RefSeq and is a predicted model, not a curated record. NCBI's taxonomy places the organism in Eukaryota, Fungi, Ascomycota, Leotiomycetes, Helotiales, Sclerotiniaceae. Gene Ontology annotation, biological process: translation. The transcript has 3 exons. Gene Ontology annotation, molecular function: structural constituent of ribosome. Gene Ontology annotation, cellular component: ribosome; cytosolic small ribosomal subunit. Bases 1 to 486 code for a protein of 161 amino acids.